Messenger RNA from Hibiscus syriacus, 738 nucleotides. RefSeq lists its product as uncharacterized. Bases 186 to 398 code for a protein of 70 amino acids. The transcript has 5 exons. NCBI's taxonomy places the organism in Eukaryota, Viridiplantae, Streptophyta, Magnoliopsida, Malvales, Malvaceae. The record is from RefSeq and is a predicted model, not a curated record.
AGCUUCAACAUCCAUGGAAACGGGGACACUCGUACGGCACUGCCUGCGCCUGCGGCUUGCAACGUAAUAGAAAUAACACGAAAACUCAUAGUCAACUGAAGGGGAAACCCAGGUAACUUCGAGAAACAAAGGAGCCUGCUGCAUCUUCUUCAUCGUUUUCCUUUGGCAGAUUCUGAAGACCGAACAUGGCGGGAGGGAAUUUCAUGCACAGAGUUAUAUCUUAUGUCGUCAAUGAGCUUGUCGUUGAUAGACUUGCAAACAGUCAUGCAUUCCAGAGAUUUGCUGUGAGGACAUCAAAGAAGAUAGAGGAUAUCUCCAGUAUCGCUGCGAAGAAGAGGGAAGAACUUGCUGAACAAAUGAAAGAAAUCUCGAAGAACAUGGAGUCUAAAAACUGGUGACGCGGUCGAUGCGGCGUGCAUUUUAUACAGACUCCACUGCCUAUAGUACUACCUGCAUGUAGGUGCUUUUUUCCUCUUUCAAUUGAAACUCUGUAGGAAUAUCCGUCCUCUCGAACAUGCAACAAUGCAUGUAUUACAUCUAUAUUUAGAAGCUGGUGGUAGUAUUAUCUAUAUCGAACUCGUUGAGACUUUGAUCAUGGCAUUUGCGCGUUUUGCUCGUCGCGUUCGGCUUCGAUUCCAAAGAUGAUUGUUCAUCAUUUUUGCCCCUUUAUAAUGCCAGUGUUUUUGAUUUUAUCUCAGUGGUAAUUCAUAAUGUCAGAAAACCUUUCCAAUGGCUCAA